Scheffersomyces coipomensis is the source of this 1140-nucleotide messenger RNA. RefSeq lists its product as uncharacterized. NCBI's taxonomy places the organism in Eukaryota, Fungi, Ascomycota, Pichiomycetes, Serinales, Debaryomycetaceae. The record is from RefSeq and is a predicted model, not a curated record. Bases 1 to 1140 code for a protein of 379 amino acids. The transcript has a single exon.
AUGAUACCUCCACCUCAAGAAUCACCGAGCUUGCAAUCCUUGCUAUCAAGUUCAGAUGAUUCAAACCGGACAUCAAUAAAGCAAGAAGAAAGCCAAAGACAACAACAACCACAGAAUAACGAGAAUAACGAGAAUCAAAUCAUAACAUCUGCAGAAUCAAGUAAAAAUGAAACUGCAAAGAAUGUCAGUACCAUGCGGCCAAUAAUAGAGACUCUCGCAAUCAGCCUACCUCAACCUCAAGCUCAGUCUACCGGUUCUCAAAGUCCGUAUCAGAAUCGUCCUUUCAUACCAUCUUAUACCAAUGGUAUAAACCAUAGUACUAGUAACAAUACGUUAGGACCAACUAAUGUACCCACUACUAAUGUGGCAUACAGUAACUAUUAUCCACAAGCACCACAUCCAUCAAACUUACAAGAAGAUUUAAUUAAUAAUCAAUUAUAUUUUAAACCAAACUCAGCUUCAACUAUAAGUAAAACCAUAACAUCAACAUCAGAUCUUAAAAAUGCUAAUUUCAAAAAGUUCAAUAUCAAUAAAAAAUCAUCAACUACUUCCACAUCAAAUUCAAGACCUUAUGCAUGUGAGUUUGAAGGUUGUACCUGGUCAUUUUCAAGAAGAUCAGAUUUAAGAAGACAUUCUAAAUCCCACUCCGAACCAAUGUUCCAUUGUCCUUAUUAUGAGUUGGAUCAAACAUGUCAUCGGAAUGGUGGUUCAUUCAAUAGAUUGGAUGUGCUUAAGCGUCAUUUAAAAUUAGUACACUAUAUCAAAGAUGUUAGAAAAGACGAUAAUCAAUUACCAUUUUCAAAUAAUAUAAAAGAAGAUCCAGGUUGGUGUAAAGGAUGUCAAAGAAUGUUCCCUAAUUCAAAAGCAUUCAUUGAACAUUGUAUAGGAUGUUCAAAAUACCUUGCCAAUAAGAAGAAUUCAGAAUUAAACAGUGCUGUGGUAAAUACUAAAGAUAAUAAUGACACUAAAACCAACGAUACCAGUAGAUCUACCAUCAGUACAGCCUCAUCAGAUGUGACAAUAACCACUAAUAAUACAUCUCAGUCUGAAGAACAAACAACAGUACAAAAACAAGACACAUCAACUUAUGUAACGAUACAGAACACGUCUGAAUUUAAUAAUCCUCAAUUUACAAAUUAG